AUGAGGGAUCGCCUUGUACACGGCCUUAAGGAAGCUGGCUCGACUAGGGACUGGACCCACAUCACUGACCAGAUUGGCAUGUUCUGCUUCUCUGGCCUUUCUCCUGAACAGGUGGACAGGCUGGCCAACGAAUUCCACAUUUACAUGACCAAGAAUGGCCGCAUCUCCAUGGCAGGUGUUACCUCCCACAAUGUGGACUACCUUGCCAAGGCCAUCCAUGAGGUCACCAAGCAGUAA
Molecule: messenger RNA, 237 nt
Organism: Acanthamoeba castellanii str. Neff
Lineage: Eukaryota; Discosea; Longamoebia; Acanthamoebidae
Product: aspartate aminotransferase, mitochondrial, putative
Exons: 2
Coding region: 1-237 (78 amino acids)
Biological process (GO): biosynthetic process; amino acid metabolic process
Cellular component (GO): mitochondrion
Molecular function (GO): pyridoxal phosphate binding; L-aspartate:2-oxoglutarate transaminase activity
Source: RefSeq, a predicted model, not a curated record